AUGGAUAGACGCGCGAGUAUAACGGCGAGAACAACGAACAUCGAGGCCUCGAGAAAGAGAAAAGAGGAACAGAGGGCCUGGACACCGGCGGAUACGAGAGAGUGGGGCGCUGAAGGCUGUACAACUAAGGGUGAGGAGCUCCUCACCACUGUCGCUGGCCUUCCCGAGGACACGUCGAACAAAAGGGGCUGCAAAUCGGCCGCGCAAGUGUGGAUGUCUUUAUUGUCCCUGUGCGACCGGAUGUGCGGCUCUGCCGCGUGGCUCGUCCUCUUCACAUGUCUCAACGGGGAGGGCCGGGGGGAAGUGACAGACAUCAGCGCAAGUCCUGGAAGGCAAGCACCUGCCAACCAGUUGCGCCCCAAGGAACCACCCCCCAUGGUCAUUCAGGGAGAUUUCAGAAAGGUGAGUGGAAUCAGCACAGAGAUCUUCAAACAGAUCGAGACCGUCGAGAACGAUCAUGACGCCUCGACAGCAGCGGCCCUCGAAGCUGUCGAACGAAGGGGUGAGAUGGUCGUCCGGGUCAUCGAGCCACGACAGAUGGGCAGACAGGCGUCCGAGGCAGCGAACAAGUUCAUUGCGAUGCAGGAUCCGAAACACCCCAUUCAUUUCGUCGAGAUAAUCAAAAGGCCAGGACAGACGCUGGGGCUCUACAUACGAGAGGGCAAUGGCGUCGACAGAAACGAUGGUGUCUUUAUCUCAAGGGUAGCCCUGGAGACCGCAGUCUACAACAGUGGCUGCCUGAAGGUUGGGGAUGAGAUUCUUGCGGUGAAUCUGGUCGACGUAACGCAUAUGAGCUUGGACGACGUCGUAAUCAUCAUGUCGAUACCCAGGAGACUCGUCCUGGCGACAAGGCGUGGACAACACCAGCCAGUCUCGCAUAGUCGUCAGGCUGAACACAAGGCACCUCCGGUCGUAGUGAUCAAGAGGGACUUAAACGAAGAUGAGAGCGACCAUGCAACGAGCAAUCACGUCAGAGAUAGCAAUCGUAGACGUGGCGACGGUCGCGAAAUGCUACCAUCCCGGACGAGGUUAGGUCUGACAGGUCUCGGUUCCAGUCAAGACCUGGGAUCCAGUAACGGUGAUCUGUUCUACAACUCCAGACCGGAGGGACACUGUCCUAUCGGUUGGUCCUAUCAACCACCGCCACCGCCUGUAAUCACACACCAACCUAAACCCUCCACAACGCAACACUUCCAGCCUUACGAGCGCGGAUACCCAAAAACUUUGGAGAGUUUAGCUGAAAAAGAUUUCACAAAGGUACACUCCUUCUACACGGGGCCAUCUAUGCCCUCCAAUGGUCGUCGGAUGUCCACGGGCGCNGGAAUGCAGUCAGUUGGUAGCAGAUUGUCUAGUCAGAGUCAGUCAUCGCAUUAUGCUUAUGGUCAACAUACUGGAAGUGGAAGAAUCAUGCCUAGAAGUGGUUCGGAUCAACAUUUGCCACGAGUGGAUUAUACGAGCAUCACCACUCCAGCUCGACAUACUCUUCUUAGAUCCAGUUUAAAGUCAGGAACAUCUGCAUUAAGAUAUAAUACCAGAUACAGCACUCAGGGAGACACCACGUCGACUACCCAAAGACAAGGUCAAUUUGGCACUCUGACAAGGAGGCAUCGGCCAUCAUUGGACUACGCUUCUGACACUGAAGCAACCUGUUCAAGUUCACCAAAAUCGGCGUAUUAUUACUACAGACACAAUAUGAACAAUCCACCUCAAAGUAGCGCUGUCUCACAUCUUGCCACCUUGUCGAGGUCACAGAUUGGUCAGAGUUCCUCAGGCUUGAGAUCAAAUUCGUUGCCACGUAGUGGCAGGACAUUGCCUCAACAACCAGGUCUCAGGUCUGGACUUAGCACAGUAGCAUCUGGACUAAUAGAUCAAGAAGAUAGCGAUGGAGCACUAUCAGCACCAGAGCUACCUUCCAUUAGACGCGAUAGAGGAAGAAUACCAUCAUCACCUAGUGUGUUCACAUCAGAUGAGUACCGAGCAUGGUUGAGUCGAACGCCGAGUACCAGUGCAUUGUACGAGCAGAUCAGAGCCACUACGACUAGGCCACCACGUUACACUUACAGCGCAGAGAAUAUCCAUGCAGCUGCAAAUCAAGGUGAAUAUGGAAGCUAUGGGGCGUACAGGCCACUUUCCAGCACAUUAGAUCGUCUGUCAACGAGAUCAGCCUCUGCACAACAAGUGAAUCUUGCCAACCUGAGGGCAUCGACAGCAAUCAGCUCAACGUGCCAUCGUGGAACAGCAAAUCCACGACCAGCCUCUGUUGCAUCUAGUGCUCGUACAUCUUUAACGAGUCAGAAACCAUCAUUGAGUAGCUCCACUACCCAAAGAGCAACGUCAGUCAGAAGAAUCAGGAACCUUCUGGACUUGGAGUCCACGCGGAGUAUACCUACCCCUACGCCUACCAGAACUCAGGAUCAAAGACUGCUAGAUAUUAAUCCUGCAGAGUUCCUUAAGUAUAAGAUAGAAAAGCCUCCGACUGUGGGAACUCCAAACUCGACUAGCUCUCUUUUGAGCUCGCUUGGGGAAACCAGUAGUGGCGAUUUGGCCGGUGGGGUUAGUGGGCUGCUGUGGGUCCAUCUUCUGGCUGGGCGUGGUCUCCGUUCGACAACAUCUUCCUCAGCGGCCACUACACCAUCCACACCAUCAGGUCAGCCUAAUUUAGCUAGUUGCGGCUUGAGAGACCUCUACUGCGUGCUGGAGUGCGAUAGGGUGCACAAGGCGAGAACAGUGAUGCGAACCGGUGAUUUGAUGUUUGAUUGGGAUGAAACCUUCGAGCUGGACCUCGUUGGCAACCGGCAGUUAGACCUACUAGUCUAUUCCUGGGAUCCACAAUAUAGGCACAAGCUCUGCUAUAAAGGAUCUGUACAUUUGGCAACCCUUUUAAAGGAGUCACCAGUACAUCAGUUAGCUGUCAAAGUCGAACCACGCGGUACAAUUUAUCUAAGACUACGAUACACUGAUGCUCAGCAGACAUUCCGAAGAAGAGGACUUCCGGUCAUAUCCCUAGCCACCAGAGUGGCGCCGCUCUUUGGAGUUGACUUGGAUACAGUGGUGAGCCGAGAGAGCAAGACUGGUGGAGUUCCUGGAGGUGUUUCUACGGCCCUAGCAAUGGGCUUUCCAAAUGUGCCCAUAAUCGUGUGGCGCUGUGUCGAAGAAGUCGAAAGAAGAGGUCUUGACAUUAUUGGUCUGUACAGGCUUUGUGGAUCAGCUACGAAAAAGAGGAUACUUAGGGAGGCUUUUGAAAGGAAUGCUCGUUCAGUGAACUUAUCGCCUGACAAUGUGCCAGAUAUUAACGUGAUUACUGGUGUACUGAAGGAUUAUCUACGAGAACUUCCAGAACCACUCUUCACGAAGUGCCUCUACCAAAUGAUGGUCGAUGCACUGGCCAUCUGUCUACCGGAUGAUCCACAGGGCAACGCGAAGCUUAUGUUCAGUAUACUUGACUGUUUACCAAAAGUCAAUAGGUGUACGUUAAUCUAUCUGCUGGACCACCUUGCAAUGGUGGUAUCACAAUGUAACAAGAUGUCACCAGCAAGUCUAGCAGUUUGUUUCGGGCCAGUUUUGAUGUUACAUUCGGAAGAGAAUGGACCACCCUUAGAUUUCCAACAGCCAAUAGCAGUCUUGAAGUACCUCCUCGAAAUUUGGCCCGUUAAGUCAGUUCGGAAGAUUUCUUCAGUCGCUUCAGCGCUUCCUCGAGUUACGCCAACAACCGAACACAACAACAGUCAACACCAACUGCAGCAGCAGCAGGUGCAACAGCAAAUGCAGCAACAGGUGCAACAGCAAAUGCAGGGAACAUUGGGACGCACAGGGCUGCCCUGGCAGCCUCAACACUCACUUCAUCAACCGCCCCCAACUACGGCACCAUCCGUAGCCCUCGCGGCCUCCACUCGUCCUGCACCACCGGUCAAGCCCCGACAGGUGAUAGUCUCGUCUCCCGGUUCACCUAGCAGCGAGGAGUCGGAAGCCUCGCCGGAGCCGAUUAAUAAGAGUCUUCUGGGUGGCCUGGGACUCGAAAAGAACAACGAUGAGGCCACAGCGAACUCGACUGGCCCAGGAACAGAGCAAAUCACGCCGACCAGCAGCGUCGACACCGAGGAGGGAAAUAUACCACAUCCGGAAGAGGGUGAAAAGGGUGUCGAGGGUGACGCAGAGGCCAGCGAUGACGAUCGACAUCAGCAUGUACCUAAGACGCAUUAG
Molecule: messenger RNA, 4200 nt
Organism: Eufriesea mexicana
Lineage: Eukaryota; Metazoa; Arthropoda; Insecta; Hymenoptera; Apidae
Gene: RhoGAP100F
Product: Rho GTPase activating protein at 100F
Exons: 21
Coding region: 1-4200 (1399 amino acids)
Biological process (GO): cell migration; signal transduction; cell projection organization
Cellular component (GO): synaptic membrane
Molecular function (GO): protein binding; GTPase activator activity
Source: RefSeq, a predicted model, not a curated record